This is a messenger RNA of Rasamsonia emersonii CBS 393.64, 1893 nucleotides long. RefSeq names its product Hexokinase. The record is from RefSeq and is a predicted model, not a curated record. The transcript has a single exon. Gene Ontology annotation, biological process: intracellular glucose homeostasis; glycolytic process; glucose 6-phosphate metabolic process. Gene Ontology annotation, cellular component: mitochondrion; cytosol. NCBI's taxonomy places the organism in Eukaryota, Fungi, Ascomycota, Eurotiomycetes, Eurotiales, Trichocomaceae. The annotation marks the transcript as partial. Gene Ontology annotation, molecular function: glucokinase activity; fructokinase activity; D-glucose binding.
UCUCCGAUAAAUCCCUUCUAUGUCCCUGGCUCUGGACGUGGUGCCAUCUCUGCCAUCGUGAUCCAGCCGUGCUCCGCCCUGUCUUUCCGCCAGGAACCGCCCGUCCGCCCGCCCGCAAGGCGCGCCGGUCUCUCUGCUUUCUCCCCCCCGUCGCCCUGGCUUAGCCCUCCCCCCGUCUUCGCUACCUCCUCUACCGUCUUCAUGGCGGCGCCGCUCGUUAAGGUACUGCACCGAAUGCAGGAGCUGUUCCACAACAUUGUCGCUGCAUUAGAGGCCGUGAUUUUCUUUCCCUCGCUCUUUCGUGACUCGUCCCGCAGGAAAUGGAGGAGGUCCUUCCGCGGGGCCGCCUGGCCGCGUCGCUCGCUCGAUGACUUUGCCCAUGAGAUCGACCGCCUUUUCAGCGCCCCAUUGGGGCUGCAGAACAUGCUGGCCAUGUCCGAAAAGACGCGCGAACAGCUCAAGGCAUGUCUACAGUCCAGUCCCGUUUGCAUGCUCCCGUCGUACAACCAUGCCCUGCCCACCGGGAAGGAGAAGGGAACAUACCUGGCCUUGGACGUCGGUGGAUCGACGUUCCGCGUGGCUCUGAUCGAACUGUGUGGCCGGGAAGAAGGCAUGAAGAUCUUGCAAGUGGCGUCCUCGCCAAUUGACAACACCGUCAAGGCGCUUGAGGGUACCGACUUCUUCGACUGGAUGGCCGAGAAGAUCGACUCCAUGUUGGCCGGGGUGGAUGCGCAGUACGGCCGUGGCGAGACGCCUCUGGCCAUGGGCCUGUCGUGGUCCUUCCCCAUCGACCAGACUUCGAUCAGCAGCGGACUGGUGAUCCACAUGGGCAAGGGGUUCUUAUGUUCCAAUGGCACGGUCGGCAAGGAGUUGGGUGAACUGAUCAUCCAGUCGUGUCGGAAACGAAACCUCAACGUGCGCGUCGAUGCCAUCGUGAACGACAGCUCAGCGACGCUUCUGUCGCGCGCCUACGUUGACCCAAGGACUCGCAUGUCGCUCAUCCUCGGGACCGGAACCAACGUCGCGGUCCAUUUCCCUGUCCACCAGAUCGGUCUGAGCAAGUUUGGUGUUCGGCCCCGGGAAUGGUUUGAACGGGCGAAGCAUGUGAUCAUUAACAGCGAACUCAGCAUGUUCGGCGGUGGUAUCCUUCCGAUGACGCGCUGGGACGAAGUGCUCAAUCGCACUCACCUCCGGCCGGACUACCAACCCCUCGAAUACAUGGUCACCGGUCGCUAUCUCGGUGAGAUUGUGCGGCUCAUCAUCGUCGAAGCGGUCGAGACGGCCGGUCUGUUCGGCGGAGAGUUGCCUCACUCCAUGCGAGAACCAUAUUCCUUUGAUACGUCGAUUGUGGCCUUCAUCGAGGCGGACACGUCCCCGUCACUCGCCCCAUCUGCCGCUCUUCUUCAGAAGGAGCAUACCUUCCACGCUACCCCAUCCACGGAGGAUCUCACCUUCCUUCGCCGGGUCUGCGGUUUCGUGUCCAGACGAGCGGCGGGUUACUUGGCCACAGCGAUUCAUAGCAUGUGGUGCUUGCGAAACGACGCCGAGUUCCCCAGCACAUCGUCCACGACCGUUCCAUGUGCGAAGAAGACGGAGCCAUCUGCGCAAGAAGUCACGGUGACGGAGAUUGACGAGCCGUCCAGGAGCCUGAGCAUUGCGUGUGACGGCAGCGUGAUCAACAAGUACCCGGGCUUCCGGGAUCGGUGUCAGGCCUACCUGGACAUGCUUGCUCGCGAGACGGACCACUGUCCUGAAGCGAUCGAUGGCACCAGCAAGCCGUCGAUCAAGCUGGAACUGGCGCCGGAGAGUGCUAUCUUCGGAGCCGCCGUCGCCGUCGCCGUUGCCAUUGACGAGAAGCAGUCGACGGUGACAGCGGUCGAUAACGCCCGGUAG